Molecule: messenger RNA, 1570 nt
Organism: Elgaria multicarinata webbii
Lineage: Eukaryota; Metazoa; Chordata; Lepidosauria; Squamata; Anguidae
Gene: IVD
Product: isovaleryl-CoA dehydrogenase
Exons: 12
Coding region: 8-1279 (423 amino acids)
Biological process (GO): L-leucine catabolic process
Cellular component (GO): mitochondrion
Molecular function (GO): 3-methylbutanoyl-CoA dehydrogenase activity; flavin adenine dinucleotide binding
Source: RefSeq, a predicted model, not a curated record
GAGCGAGAUGGCGGCGGCUGUGCUGGUGAGGAGCGGGGCGUCCGCCUGGGCCCGACGGUGCUUCUUGGGGCGAGUGCUGCAGCCGCGCCGAGGAAUCGCCGGAGCCCCAGUGGACGAUACGGUGAAUGGGCUGGACGAGCAGCAGCAGCAGCUUAGGCAAACCAUGGUCAAAUUCUGUCAGGAGCACUUGGCUCCAAAGGCCCAAGAAAUUGAUCAGCAGAAUGAAUUCAAAGACAUGAAGGAGUUCUGGAAGAGGCUGGGGAAGCUAGGCGUCCUGGGAAUAACUGCUCCAGUUGAAUAUGGUGGAUCCGCAAUGGGAUAUCUGGACCACGUAGUGGUGAUGGAAGAAAUUUCUCGAGUUUCAGCAGCUGUUGGACUAAGCUAUGGUGCCCACUCUAAUCUUUGUAUUAAUCAGUUAGUAAGGAACGGCAAUGAAGCACAGAAAGAUAAAUAUCUGCCCAAGCUGAUCAGCGGAGAACAUAUUGGAGCACUAGCAAUGAGUGAAGCCAAUGCAGGUUCAGAUGUUGUCUCCAUGAAGCUGAGGGCAGAGAGAAAAGGGGAUUAUUUUGUUUUGAAUGGGAGCAAAUUUUGGAUUACUAACGGGCCAGAUGCUGACGUUCUAAUUGUUUAUGCUAAAACAGAUCCAAGUGUUGUUCCAGCUUCUCAGGGUAUAACAGCGUUCAUUGUGGAGAAGGGUAUGCCUGGUUUCAGCACUGCACAAAAGCUUGAUAAACUUGGAAUGAGAGGGUCAAAUACCUGUGAAUUAAUCUUUGAGGACUGCAAGAUUCCUGCUGAGAACAUUUUGGGACAAUUAAGUAAAGGAGUCUAUGUGUUGAUGAGUGGCUUGGAUCUGGAGCGACUCAUAUUGUCUGGUGGGCCCCUGGGGAUCAUGCAAGCUGUCCUAGACCAUGCUUUACCAUAUUUACACGUGAGAGAAGCUUUUGGGCAGAAAAUUGGCCAUUUCCAGCUCAUGCAAGGUAAAAUGGCUGACAUGUACACACGGCUCAUGGCAUGUCGGCAGUAUGUGUACAAUGUGGCAAAGGCUUGCGAUCAAGGACACUUCAAUGCAAAGGACUGUGCAGGAGUGAUUCUCUACUCUGCAGAAUGUGCUACUCAAGUCGCUUUGGAUGGAAUCCAAUGUCUGGGUGGAAAUGGCUACAUCAAUGACUACCCCAUGGGUCGCUUUCUGCGUGAUGCCAAACUGUAUGAAAUAGGGGCAGGAACCAGUGAGGUGCGGAGAAUCAUCAUUGGGCGGUCAUUUAAUGCUGCCUUUAAGUAACGCUGAUGUUGAAGAAGAAUCACACUUCAACCCAAGAGGCCUUUUAUAUUCCCAAGACUGUAACGUGCACAAGUAUUUUUCCUGUACUUGAUAAUCAGGAUGACCAUCACCCUUUGGCUCCUGACCUUUUUUCACAAACACUGCUUGAUUUAUCUACGAACAUGUGAUUGUGUUAUAAUUACAGUGGAACAGAAAUAGGCAGUUCAAGUGGAAUUUGUGAAUAUCUGCCAUCAUGUCUCAUUGUAGAGAGAUGAAAUUCUGAUCACUUUAAAAGAUUAUCUGUUUUGAGAA